AUGAAUCACUACUUCAACGUUGAAGCUGCAUCACAAAGCGCCAUGGCUAAGCUAAACGGCUUGGCUGUGGCACGUUAUGCGUACAGCCCACCGGUGGUCGAUGCGGCAGAUGAUAGCGCAGAUGACUACCAAGAAAGCGACGAUGGGUCAAAAUACAAGCAAAUAGAAGAAAUGGAAAUAGAUAUCCCGGUCCAUUCACAACGUUCAGCACCCCGUCCCAUGCCCGUAAAAGACAAGGAUUUACUAAAACGCGAGCGGGAAGAACAAGCUGGCUUUAUCAUUCUCAUACGCGAUAACAAUAAACCCGACCCGUACGGUACAGUGUCUGAAACACAUGGUCCGCUUCCAUGGUCAGCCAUCGCAAAAGCGUAUAACGAGCGGUAUGGCAAGUCCAUUGCUUCGGCAGCAAUGGAAAAGCGUGUGCGACAGGGACGAGCUGUUUGGAUGGAAAAGCAUCUAACGUAUCCAUCCAAAAUCAUCUAUUCGAAAAAAGUCAAGGAACGUUAUCCAGAAGCUGUCGUCGCAUUUGCUCAGUCUGAUGGCAUACUUGGCAACCCUAAACAGAAUCACAAUUUUCUUCGGGCUAAUGAUCUACAGGACGGUGUCGGAUCCAAUGAUUCAUAUAAUGAUUGGAUUGGAGGCUGGAUACCACCAGAUCAUGUUCGCAAUCUAGCUGACCUUCACAACUACGCCGAUGAAGCAUUGUUCACACUUCCCGAGAAGGUCAGCAUAGAUGUCUAUGACAACCAGCAAAUCCAAAUUGGAUCUGUAAUCGCGAAUCGCAAAGAUCUCCUUAUGAACUCCUCUGUCUUUCGACAACUGUUAGAUCACAACAUUAGUACGCAGGUGCAGCUUCAAUGUUGGCCACUGGGACUUAUCGAACGCUAUGCAGAAUGCGUUUCCUUCAAAGAAAUAGCCCAGCUGCCAAAUCGUAUCUUUCGCGAUGGUGCCUCAGCCAUAGAGCUAUACUGCUUUGCGGUCCAGGUCUAG
Molecule: messenger RNA, 990 nt
Organism: Pyrenophora tritici-repentis Pt-1C-BFP
Lineage: Eukaryota; Fungi; Ascomycota; Dothideomycetes; Pleosporales; Pleosporaceae
Source: RefSeq, a predicted model, not a curated record